Molecule: messenger RNA, 1734 nt
Organism: Kwoniella shivajii
Lineage: Eukaryota; Fungi; Basidiomycota; Tremellomycetes; Tremellales; Cryptococcaceae
Product: nicotinate (nicotinamide) nucleotide adenylyltransferase
Exons: 8
Coding region: 1-1734 (577 amino acids)
Biological process (GO): NAD+ biosynthetic process
Molecular function (GO): nicotinate-nucleotide adenylyltransferase activity; nicotinamide-nucleotide adenylyltransferase activity
Source: RefSeq, a predicted model, not a curated record
AUGGCUGCUAAUGGUUUCAAAUCAUUUGCGCCUGUUUUACCAGGAUUAGGACUACACAGUUUUCAUAACGAUUCACCUCCAUUCGCAGGUGCUGCAACUUCAGAACAAGGUGAACCAGAAUACCUAAGUCUUGAAUCCAGUCAAAUUUUAUCAUCACCUUCACCGCACGAUGACUCACAACUAGCUCCCGAACGUAAUAAUUACAUGAAUCAUAAUGGUAAUAAUCAUUCUCAAUCUUCGUCAACUCAUCAUUCAAAUUCAAACUCAAACUCAUCAAAUGCAUCAGGAUCUCGACCUAAAAAUAUCAAUAUAAAUGGACCCAUCCCACAGAGGUCGCCGAACGAUCAUUCGGAUGAAGACUUGUCAUCGUCUCGUUCAAGAAGAUUAUUAUCAGGUUAUCUGUUCGGUAAUCCACCUUCAUCAUCUGAAGCACAAGAUAACUCACCUCGAGGUAGUCAUGGUAAUGGAAAUGGUCACAGUGAUGCACAGGGACAACAAGGUAGAAUACUUAUAAGAAGACCAAGUAGUGAUUCUGAAGAAGGAAGAUAUCCAUUACCUACUCCACCAAUAUUCGAAAGGGAUUCACCACCUUUAUCAGAAGCUUUUAAAUCCUAUUCUUCUCCUUCGGCACAACAUCAGUCUUCAAUUCUCUCGCCAACACCUCCUGAACCUGAACACCUCAAUGGUAUAUCCCAAAUAUCAUUGAAUGAUGAUCCCGCUGAGACAGAUACAAUCAAUGCCAAUUCUGGUACAGUAGCAGUGACCAAUGCUACACGAAUCAAAAAACCUGAUCCCGAAGAUUCAGAUAGUCGUGAUGGCGCUGAAUCACCAACGGAAGAACAAAUUCACUCUCAUGAAGAAAGUGGUUAUGAUGCUCUAAACGGAUUAAAUGAUGGAGAAGCGGAUUUAGAUACUAGUGCUCCUCAAGCUACCGAUGGUGGUUCGGGAGCGUAUUUGAGAGGUGAAGUGGAUUAUAGUUUCCCCAGACAUAGAUUAAGGAAAACCAUGAAAGACGAGAGUAAAAUCCCUUUAGUCAUUGUCGCAUGUGGUUCCUUCUCUCCUCCAACUUAUCUCCAUUUACGUAUGUUCGAAAUGGCGAAAGACGAGAUUAUAGAAUCACAAACAUACGAAAUCAUGGCUGGAUAUUAUUCACCAGUAUCAUCUUAUUACAAGAAAUCAGGAUUGGCACCUGCGAAUCACAGAGUACGGAUGUGUGAAUUAGCAGUUGAACAUACAUCGACAUGGUUAAUGGUAGAUCCAUGGGAAGCUGGACAAUCAGAAUAUCAAAGGACUGCUAUUGUUCUAGAUCACUUCGACGAAAUGCUGAACGGAGGCAAAAACGGUGAAGGUGGAGUCGUCAUGGGCGACGGGAAGAAAAGAAGAUAUAAAAUCAUGUUAUUGGCUGGGGGUGAUUUGAUCGAAAGUUUCGGUGAACCUGGUGUUUGGAGUGAACCUGAUCUACAUGUCAUCCUCGGUCGAUUCGGUUGUUUGAUAGUCGAAAGAGCAGGAUCAGACGUAUGGGCGUUCUUGCUCUCUCACGAUAUUCUAUAUCAUCAUAGACGAAACGUGAUUGUGAUCAAGCAAUUGAUAUAUAAUGAUAUUUCAUCCACCAAAGUCAGAUUAUUCGUAAGGAGAGGAAUGAGUAUCAAAUAUCUACUUCCAAACAGUGUCAUCCAGUAUAUAUACGAUAACAAGCUUUAUCGAUACACAGAUGUCAAAGCCACGAUUGGAUGA